Messenger RNA from Cuscuta epithymum, 1818 nucleotides. Lineage: Eukaryota; Viridiplantae; Streptophyta; Magnoliopsida; Solanales; Convolvulaceae. The record is from the annotation of a GenBank genome assembly.
CUCCCUCAUCCCUAUCAUCAAGCUCGACCAAGACCUCAAGAAAGGAAGAGGAAAAGCUCUCAAAACCACCUCCAUUGUUUCAGCACGAACUCAAUAAAGAUUGGUCCAAAAAGGAAGAUUAAAGAGAGAAAAAGUUGGGAAAAGUGUGAAUAAUUAAGGUAAUGACCUUAUUAUAACUUUCCCUCUAUUUUUCCUUGACAAUAUAGGAUAUAUAUCACAUGAAGGACACUUAGUAUGGUUCCACAUGUUAUAAGUAUGGAUUUAUGGGUUGGAAGAUGGUUCUAUGUCCAAAAACGGACUUAGAAGCCAAAACGACCGGUUCACCGGAAAAUAACCUUUUAGAGGUUAUUGGUAUUAAUAUGAGUUUUAUGAUUAUAAAACCUUGUUAGACACUUGUAAAGGGUAUUUCAAGUGAUUUCACAAAGUUGGAAAAGUCGCCGGAGUUGUCGCCGGAAUUGACCAAAAGUCGCCGGAGUUUCACCGGAGUUCAACCAAGAAGGGUAGAACUUCAUAACGCUAGUUCAAGGUUGAAGCUAGGGCUUGCUACUUGCACCUCCUCACGGGUGAUAUCAUAUCGGGAAGACGUGGUUCGUGCUUUCCUUAUUUUCUUUCAAACUACCGAACACUUGCUCAUGGAUAUUUGUUUUACUAUAAACUAUUUUUGGGGCUUGCAUGCCCAUGUUGUUGGCCGGUUGUGGCUCAUGACUUACCGUUGAAUAUUUCCGCUAUUCAUUGGUUUAAAUGUGAUGUUGUUAUGUAUGUUUACUACUGAGUAUGGAUGGAUUGUUUUCUAGAACGCCUUGUGUAAUUAAGUGAGGUUGACUCGUGGGUGACGUCACUUGAUUAAACGGCGGUUGUACACGCGCUUGGAUUGCGGUCUGGGGCGUGACAAUUAAGUGGUAUCAGAGCCAUCUCAGUUCUAAACUAUAUAAUCAACCUCUCACAAAAGAUUUUACAAAAGAGUUUUACCGAAAACCAUGAGCAUUGUAUUUUGACGUUUAUAGGACUAUUGGUGCUUGAGUUGCAAGGCCUCUAACUGUUAAGACGGUACCCUUAACAAUUGGUAUGGUGGUGACUUGGGCCAAUACGUGUCUAUAACGUUCUUCCGUCAAUUGACAUUUAUAGGAGUCUAAUGACUCAUCCAUAUUUCUUUCAGAAAUGGAGGGCAGGCGAAUGGCAACCAGGAACAAUCCGAGGGGGCAGGCGCCGGUAGCAUCCCAAAGGGGAAGUCGGGCUGCAUCUCGGGGUUCAAGAGGAGGCCGUGGAGGCCGUGGAGGUCAUAGGGCUCAGACUGUGAGCGACGGCCAUGUUAGUUCAGUGUAUGAAACCAACACCGAAGACUACGACUCUACAUAUGUUCCGGAAACGGAGCAUGAGGAGACCCCAUAUGAUGGGGGUGACACGUACACUGACGAUGAUGAUGAAGAGAGUGAUGCCAAGUUCGCCCAAAUGGGCGAAUUACUCGAGUGGUAUCAAAAAGAGAAACUGAGGAGAGACCUUAGGCGCCAAGCAAGGCGUGGCUCUCGUGGUGGUUCGGGUCAAGGAAGCCGGGGGAGCUUCAAGGGCCACUCCCGUGGCGUCACAUGACGGGCGUGAAGGAGGUUUUUGUGUGAGAAUCUCCAAGUACCUCAAGGAGGCUAGGGCCUUGGGGUGUAAGUCCUUUGACGGCUGAUAUUCGUGUAAUUUCUGAUUGUAUGUUUGUAUUUUUAACUAGUUUUUAUUAGUUCUAGUUGUGGAAAUUACACACUUUUGGUGUAAUAUUUUAUUUUCAUUUUUAUUUGUAAUUUGUUUAGAUUAGGAUUAUUUUGAGCUAAACAG